Molecule: messenger RNA, 816 nt
Organism: Cryptococcus wingfieldii CBS 7118
Lineage: Eukaryota; Fungi; Basidiomycota; Tremellomycetes; Tremellales; Cryptococcaceae
Exons: 7
Coding region: 1-816 (271 amino acids)
Cellular component (GO): cytoplasm
Molecular function (GO): 2-oxoglutarate-dependent dioxygenase activity
Source: RefSeq, a predicted model, not a curated record
AUGGCGCAUUCUUCGUCAGUAUGCUAUACUACCUGCUUUCAGUUGCUCAACGAGGAUUUGCAGUCUUCCGUGGGCAAAAUUGGAAGGACGCUGGAUUCAAGAAGCAGCUCGAUAUCGCUAGGCGAGUUUGGUGUUCACCGUGCAUCGCCUCAAAAGCAGACAUUGACCCGUCAUAGGCACUUUGGUCCACUGCAGAAACACCCCGUCCAGCCUCGCCCGGCAACAGAAACAGAGAUAGCCGUGAUCUACCAGUCUGCUGCUGAUGUUCGCCGAAUCAAUUACUGGGGGGACCGACCUCCAGGUGUCACCUUCUUUGGCGUCUUGGAGAACCAAGGCUGGUCCGGAGGCGACAGUAUCAUGUCCGAUUCGGUGCAAGUGUUUGCCAGGCUCUCGCCAGUCAUGCAGAACGUCCUCAUCGGGCUUGAAGGAGUCCAUUCUAGCAACGCGCUUACUAAGAAGGCCAAGGAAGACGGCACCGCUCUCCGUCGAGAAGCUGUCAAUACUCUACACCCUUUGAUCACCAAGCAUCCGGUCACUGGCGACAAGAUACUCUUCGUCAAUGAAGUCUUCACCACCUCCGUCAACGGCAUGAAGAAAGAAGAGUCUGAAAACCUUCUCAAGUUCUUGUUCAACUAUGUCGCUCGCGCGGCUGAUAUCCAAGCACGUGUCAAGUGGGAAGAGGGGACUGUCGUAGUCUGGGACCAGAGGCGAGCACAGCAUACGGCACUGCUGGACACGCCCCCGGGAAAGCGACGACAUAUGAUAAGGAUCACGCCGUUGGCCGGAAAGCCGAUACCGGCAACGAAAGAGGCGUAA